Molecule: messenger RNA, 3480 nt
Organism: Rhagoletis pomonella (apple maggot)
Lineage: Eukaryota; Metazoa; Arthropoda; Insecta; Diptera; Tephritidae
Product: F-box only protein 32-like
Exons: 6
Coding region: 1842-2894 (350 amino acids)
Biological process (GO): protein ubiquitination
Cellular component (GO): nucleus; cytoplasm; SCF ubiquitin ligase complex
Molecular function (GO): protein binding
Source: RefSeq, a predicted model, not a curated record
CUUUUACCACUUUAACCACCCCGAUUGCAGUGCCACCUACUGAGUCCUGUAAACUUAAACCAUGUAGGCACAUAUAGAGAGAACCAAUCCGAAGCCUCUUUUAUCGCGGCCACCUCAGACUGGAAGACGCUGCAGUCAUCCGGUAGCCUAAAUUUUAGGUUGAUGGAGAGUUCUUCGAAGACACCUUUACCCACCUUCCCAUUCAGCUUCGAUCCAUCUGUAAAUAAGCUUACAGGACCCCGAUUUCAGAUACCCCUCUCAAUAAUACAAGGCUACUGUAUCCCUCUUGACUCUUUCCUCUACGUUAGGCUUCCAGGAAAGCUUACUGUCAGGAAUCAAACCCAAGUACUUCACCCUGUCAGAGAGCCUUAGAGGAAGACCGCCCAUUGAGGGAAGACGGCAAUUCGGUAUCUUAUAAUAACACAUUGGAGCUUACACAUACGCUAGUGUUUGGCCGAGCUUUCCUCUGAUUUGUGGUGUGCAUCUUGGUGCUGUCACACAAAGGGGAGGCACUUACAGUUUUACGUCUACUAUUUUUCAUGGCAGAAAUACACUCGGAGGUUUACCAUUGCCUGCCGAGGGCGACCGCUUUUAGAAAAAACCCUGAGUAGUGGUAGCGCGCACCGUUAACAACUACACCACAGCGACCGGAAUCUUAUACCUCCUAGUAAAAAGAACAAGCUCCGCUUUUCUGGGUUUUACACCCAGCUCGCUACUAGAAGCCAAGUUCUCAACCAAGCUCAGGUAACCCGGGGUGCCUCUACUCACACACCUCCGCAUUGAAGCGCUACCCCAUUCUGCUGCGACAGUUCUGUUGCAAAGCAGGCGGUAAAUAAACCUGAAACGGUCGGCUCCGACUCCUAGCUUAUUUAGGGAGUUAACUACAGCCUCAGGCAAAACAUUAUUAAAAGCUUCCUCGAUAUCAAGGAAGGCACCGACCGCGAAUUCCUUCUGCGAAAAGUGCCUUUUUCAACCUCUAAAUGGCCUUCGAACUUCAACUUAUAUCCAAAUCAUGAGGUUUUGGUGACUCAAAAUUUGCGCUUUGCGGGAGGCCUCAUUUCUGCAAGUCCAUAAUAAAUUUUAAUGCCAUUCAUUAAACUUUUUCUUUGCCCCUCCUGACUAUCAACGGCAAUUACUGAGUAAUCAUUGAAUUGCAUUAAAAUCGUUUACCCACGCAAACGCUGAUGAAUAUGAUAAUGAUGGGUGAGUGAGUGGGCCAGGAAAAGUAGGUGAAUGUGAGCAGGAGGAGAUGAAGAAUGCACUCGUUCAAUUCACUGAGUCUAUUAUACAAUAAAUUGCUGGGCAAUUUCGCAACAACAGCCUAGAUAAGUGCAUACUACAAACAUACAAACAUGGAUACAUACAUGUGUAUAUGAUUUGAGAAUGGCACAAUAAUUGCAAUUAAAAAUUCACCAUAUUCAGUCAUAAAUAAGCGAGCAAAAUAAAAAUAGCACGCGUGCGUGUGGAACUGCAAAACCGUCCGAGCGAAAAAACAAACAAAGGAAAUUAACACAGAUUUAAUUUAAAUUCCAAAAAAUAAAACUAAAAGUAGUUGAACACAACAAAACAGACAAACAUUUAUAACAAGAGCACGUAAAAAAAACUAAAUGAAAUUGUGGUUUUGUAAUUGAUUUAAAAAUUUAAACGCAAUCAAGCUAAUUAAUUAAAACAAACAGCAAUAGUGACUACUGCCUACGUAAGCUGCAAGAACGGCAGCAGCAGCAGCAGCAGCAGCAAAGGGCCAACUGUGAAUUGAGCAGCCACAUCAGCAAGCCAACUAUAUAAAUACAUCCAUACAUACAUAAUUAAUUGGAGCAUCCGCAAAAAGUACUUUCUUUGAAAUGCCGUUCUAUUCGCAAGACUGGCGUUCGCCCGGUGAAGCUUGGGUCAAGACCGAUGAGGGCUGGGUAUGCAAGAAGGUGCUCGAAUGCGGCAAACGAAGGAGACUUCCAUCCAGUUCGGACGAUAGUUUCGAUGAAGACGCCGACGAAGUUAUCGUCCCACCACACUGCCACAUAACAGUGCGUUGUACACGCGAAAUUGCCGGUUUCAAUGGACUUGGCGAAGUGGUGCGACGUCUGGACUUUCGAACUUCGCUGCGCAAUCACAAACGCUUCCACUAUAUUUGUGCACUGCUGCGACUCUUGGUAUCCCACAAGGGUAUCGUCAACUUGUCUGGCAGCGCGCAACGGGUGCUGAUGCAAAUUGUGGAAGAUGUGGCCACACAUGUCAACGACAGUCAGCAGCAUUUGAAUGUGUUGCGUGGUUUGGUUAUACAACUUCAAGAAAUCGUUUUACAGGAGAGUCAAAAGUGUUGGGGGAAGCCGUUGGGUAGCACCAAUCUGUGGCAGGAGCAUAUCGAGACUAUAAAACGUAUACAAACCGUUGCUAGUCAAAUCGAAAUCAAAGAGCCCGGUCCAGAAAUACGUCCAAAAUUGCAUGAUUUACCUGAAGAGUGCAUACGUGAGAUAAUUUUACGCAUAGCCGAUCAUAAAGAUCUCGAAGCCUCCGCCAAUGCCUGGCAAACCAUGGCCUCACUCAUUUCGGAGCAACGCAUUUGGCGCGAACUAUGUCGCUUCCACUUCAAACAACAUCAAAUAAACUUAAUACUGGAUCUUAAUAAUAUUAAACUAAUGAACGAGGUAAAGGACUGGAAAAAGAUCUAUCAUCAUUUGAGACGCACCUAUGGCGUUAAUGAUGACUAUCAAUUUGCCGAAGUGCUGGAACUAUGCCGCAUAUGUUCCUGUUUAUUCUGGCCAUCUGAGGGCCAUCCAUGCAUUGCCGAUGAAAUGCCCGAUUACAAGCAGCGAUUGGAAGAUGCGGCGGGCGGUGGUCAGUUGGUGGUGGCACAGCCAGUGCCACCGGCACAAUUUCUAAAAUAUUUCUCAUUGUAAAUAGGCUUUUAAGAAACUAAAUAAGUACAUUUGGGGAACGGGAAAAUCGAAAAAAGCAGAAGAAGCGAAAGAAAAGUGUGUUUAGAGCAAUUGUGGUUUGUUGAUAUUUGAAAUGAUAAUUUUAAAGGCAGCUGGAAAACUGGUGCGCUAUGAAUAUUAAGUUAUGGAGAUAACUAUAUACAUAUAUUUAUGAAUUUAAAAAAAACUGCUUAGUAUAAAAAUGAGAUGAUGAAAAUUUAAAUAUACAUAUAUAUGCAAAAGUGUGAAACUACUUAGAUAAGGCAAACAAAGUACAGUGAUAACUUGAAAAAAAAGAUUUAUGUACGUGUGUAUUUGAAAUUCAGCUACUUAGUAAGAUCUAUUGCGAUUUGUGAAUCUUUCCAACAACUUUCUAAUUUUUUAUACAAUCCACAUUGUUCCAUAAAAAUUAUAUGUUUUAGAUUCGUAAGCAUGCAUAGAAAAAAAAAAACGAUUACUCGGCUGAAUUAAAUAUUCCUACGUUAGUACAUGCAUCAAAAAGUACUCAUUUCACAAAUAAAAAAUCAUACAUACAUACAUGCAUACACAUGUAUGUUUGAAAAUACUA